Dicentrarchus labrax (European seabass) is the source of this 5161-nucleotide messenger RNA. It is a transcript of the gene nyap2a, whose product is annotated as neuronal tyrosine-phosphorylated phosphoinositide-3-kinase adaptor 2a. The record is from RefSeq and is a predicted model, not a curated record. The transcript has 7 exons. Lineage: Eukaryota; Metazoa; Chordata; Actinopteri; Moronidae. Bases 392 to 2416 code for a protein of 674 amino acids. Gene Ontology annotation, biological process: neuron projection morphogenesis; phosphatidylinositol 3-kinase/protein kinase B signal transduction.
UCUCGUCGGGGAUGUGUGUGUGUGUGUGGCUGACGGGUGUGUGAAUGAGUGAAUGUGUGUGUGUGUGUGUGUGUGUGUGUGUGUGAGCCGUGAUUCUUACAGCUGUGAGGAUUUAUGACAAGAGGAAGAGAAGAAGAGAGGAAGGAAGAGAGGAAGGAAGAGAGGAAGGAGGUGUUGAAGGGUAGAUGUGGAUUAACAUCGCUGCAGACGAGAAUCACAGCGAGUCAUCGUUUCCUCUGAGCUGCAGACGUCUUCAUCAUCAACCUUCAUCACUCCAUCUUUGUCUGCACAAGAAGGACUGAAGGAGGGAAAAAAGAGGGAAGGAAGGAGGCAGUGAAGAAGGGAUGGAGGGAGUUUAAGUCCUUGCUGAUCCUCCGGUCUUUAGGGAGUCAUGACGUCUCAGGAGGAGGCAUCUUCCUUCAGGAGGUUUUUUCAGUAUGUGGAAGACAGCGGCCUUCGAACAUACGACGGUCUGGUGAUCCAAAAUGCCUCUGACAUCGCAAGAGAGAGUGACCGCGUUCGCAACCAGACCAACUGGACUUACCUGCAGGAAAAACACCAGAAGAAGAGACGACAGGAAGAAGCCAUCAAAAGGAUUGGGGAAGAUGUUGCCAUGGCAACAGACGGGGCAUACUCUGGGAAACAUUUUAGGAUGGGUUUCAUGACGAUGCCGGCACCACAGGACCGUCUGCCACCCCCGAGUCAGGGGUUCACUGUCCGAUCCCAGUCCCUCCACUCGGUGGGCGGAGGAGAUGACGACUCCAACCACAACCGAAAACAACCCCCACCCAAACCCAAAAGAGACCCCAGCACCAAACUGAGCAGCAGCUCUGAGACGGUGAACGGAGGCACCGGAGUCACCAAGAGAGAUGCCCAAGAAACCAAUGAGACGCCAGAGCAGGCUGAAGCUCGAUGUCAUCUCUACAGUGAGGACUACAAGAAGAUGCCUCCACCCAAACCCAAAAGGAACCCAAACACUCAGCUCAGCACCUCCUUUGAUGAAUCUUACAUCCAUAACCAUGGUAGCAAGAAGUCUUCCUUGCGAUGGGACAAAUCUUCAUCCCAGAGUCAGAGUCCAGCGUCAAGAGACACAGACGAUGAGGAACCUGUCUACAUUGAGAUGGUGGGAAACAUCCUGCGAGAACUGAAAGGUCAGGAAGCCGUGGAGGAUGAGCAGUGUGAGUCAGUGUAUGAGGAGAUGAAAUACCCGAUGUUGGAGGACUUCCUACAGGACACUCACUCUGCCGUCAUGGAUCCUGAAGCCUGGUCAUCCCGCGGCUCUCUCUGCGACAUCCCUCCACCUUUCCCCAAUCUCCUGACUCACCGCCCACCACUGCUCAUCUUCCCCCCAGCCCCCGCUCAGUGCUCCCCCAACUCUGAUGAGUCCCCUCUCACCCCCUUAGAUGUCACCCGGUUGCCCAUGAUAGAAAACGUCUCCUACAGUAAGUCGGGUGGUGUCGAACAUCCUCAGAGCUCCAGCCACCACCGCAAGGAGCAGGGCCGGGAUCGGGACCGGGAUCUGCCCUCAACCCACACCAUUACAUCCUCCGGCCGCUCAUCUGCUCCGCCUCUCCCCUCAAACUUCUACAAGUCCUCUGGCUCCGCCCACGGUGGUCAUGGUUACCCCCGCAGCCAAUCAGCAUGUCCGUCUCCAGUCAGCAUGGGUCGGUCACUGACUCCUCUGAGCCUGAAGAGGCCGCCACCGUACGACGCUCUGAUGGCAGGAGGAAGUAUGCCCCGCUCCUCAUCUUCCUCUUCCUCAUCCUCACACAGGGCUGGGGAGGGUGGGGCUAAACUCAGUAACUCCUCCUCCACACAUGGUUCCAUGCAGAACGUGUCGAUGAGGUCACAGACUCCCACAAGCCCAUUGGACGAACUCAACCUCUUUACCUCUGGUAGACAGAUGAUGAAGAAGGGAUCCGGAGGCAGGAAGAGCCGAGAGAGUGAAGGAGACUUCAGGUCUCUGCCCAGACACGACACUAAAGACAGAGAUGGGCAGUCCAGUCCAGUCUCCAGCAGGAUGGGGAGGUCAUCUGUCAGCCCAACCAUGAUGCUGUCCGGAGGAGGAGGAGCAGGAGAAUCAAAGUCUGCGUGUAAACUUGGCCGUUCAGCCUCGACAUCAGGAGUUCCUUCACCAGGUGGGACUCCACAACGUCAUCUACAUGAGCCACAUCACCCCGCCCUCAGCCAGAUGCCGUGGCUCUGCGGAGAUGCCACCAUGAUGGAGAUGAUCGAGAAAAAAAGAAUUUUGUGUCGAGAGAUUAAAGCUCGUCAGCGGCCUGAGAAGAAUCUCUGUAAACAGGACAGUAUGCCCAUCCUGCCCAGCUGGAAGAGGAAGCAACCGCCACCAUAUUCUGCCCCACCCACUGCCACCGCAACUGGACAGACCACGGUGUUCUGGGACACAGCCAUCUGAAAUUCACUACAACACAGAAACAAUGAGGAUGAUGAUGAUGAUAAUAUAAUAAUGAUGAUGAGACAGCCAUCAGGCUACAGCCACAACACUGACACCUCUACCAAAACUAGAUUUUCUUCUAGCUGGUUUUCUCUCAUUGUUUUGAUUGACAGUAUCUAAUGACGCUUCACUACUGUCAAUAAAAUGUCAUUUAAGUUACAUGUUCUUUAGCACCAAAAGCUGUUAGCGUUUACACAUCAGGAAUAAAUUAGAGCAGAGAUUGAUCAUUGCAUAUACGCAUUUAGUUGUGUGUAUCUGGUUAUAGACAAAAUACUGACACCUUCAAAGUAAAAGCACAGAGAAACAAAUACAGAAAAAGAGACUCAUGUCAAAGAGAGGCAAAAAAAUGAACCCAACAACCACAAGAUAUAACAACAUGAUUUCAUACAGUUUCAAAUUUUAUAUAAUUAUUAAUUAAUUUAAUUAUUCAAUUAUUUUUUUCUCUAUCAACUAAUAAAACUGUCAACUAAACAAUGACAUUUAUUUGUAAUCAUGAAUCAAACAAAUCUUAUGAAUAGUUUUAUUAAUGUCACAUGAAACAACUUCAAGUGGGGUCUUGAUCCAGAUGUUGAGAAACUGUCAAAGAAACCAUUUGAGAAAAUCAGCAGAAAGAUAAAACACAGUCUGAAAAUUGACUUGAAACACACACACACACACACACACACACACACACACACACACACACACAGAGAGUUCUCCUGCCGUCCAAUCAGAGCGCAAGGGGGGGUGGCCGUACAGGUGUAGCAGAGCUUUCUGUCGUUAUUUUUCUAUCUGACCACUGAAAAAGAUUCAGAUGUUUUUUAAGUCUGACCGUCGUGUAGCAGAAAGCUGUAAAAAGAAAAAAUAAUUUAUAAACUCUUCUCUGUGUGAAAAAAACAACCUAAAUCUGUCGGUCAAACAUGUUUUUUAUAUUUAAAAAAGAAUCUGUGACGAUUGUCUGUGUGUGAAAGAAAAAGUCAGUAAGUGAUGUUUUUAUAUUUAAAAAUCUUUUAUUAUGAUGAAAAAGCACUAUUUUAAAAUGAGAAUAUUUUGGCAUGUUGUUGGUUGGUUUGGUCUCAUCCACUGUCCCCGAAACACAGACUGGAUUCCACUUUAACUCAUCUGAUACUGGGUCUCUUAGACAGCCGGAAAUGUUUCAUUCAAGACGGUUUGUUUCACUUUCUGAUGAUUGAAGAACAUUAAUGAUCAGAAAGACUAUCAACCACUGUUACUGUUCCACAUGUUGUCUUAGCAUCCGAUCACACAGAGACACACAACUAGAAACACAACGCCUGUUGUUUUCCUGUGGAACAGCAUGCCUGGCCUGCACAUCUCUGUUGUACUGCAGUGUUCUAGCAGUUUUAAAAUGCAUACAAGUGCAGGGCAUAGACUUGCUCGUCAAUUUCAUGACCCAGACAGGCAAUUUUGAUGCCGUCUGAUAGCCUGCUAGCUAGCUGUUGGAUUAUGAGAGUGGAAGGGUUAGCAGCACGGUGUAGUGGGAUAAAGUAACCUCAGUUAUCAUGUCUUUGGAAGGAAAUUAGAGUUUACUCAUACAGAGCUCAGCGUGUUGUCUGGUCGCCCGGGUUGCACACACUGCGUCUCCAUAGGUGCACCAGCAGUUUUUUUACUGACACUCUGUGCUGAGCCGUUUCUGAAGUGGUGGUUGAGUGUUUUUUCCCACAAAAACAUUAUUUACAUAUAUGUUACUGUACGUGCACAUUGGCUUUCGAAUGAACCAAACACACAUGCACACACACCGACCUUUGAACUGGCCUUGAACCAAUAGUAACAACUGUAUCAACUCAGCUGUUUUAGAUUGAAUGUUUUCUUUUUGUCUUCAAUCAGAACACCAACAGGAAGUGAAACAAAAACAAACUGAACUUCAAUUUAAACUUAAGCAGCCAGACAGGAAGUCCAUCAAGGUUACCUGAAAGUAACCUAAAGGUCAACUGAAGGUCAUGUGACAGUGUGAGUUUUUGGGACAGUGGAAAGAAAUUACUUGAUGGAUGCGGUGUAUUGAUUUAUUGAUGGAUGUGAACAAGCUGAUUGAUUAGCAUUAUGUCAAAUCAAAGGUGACAUGUGCUGAAGCCAACCAUUCUUGGAUACGGUGGGAAAUUUGAUGUUUUAAUAUGCACACAUUUAUCUUCUGUUCUUCGUCUCAUUAAAUGAGAUCAGCUGUGAUUUAAAACAAAGUGCACUUCUUCAGUUUCUAAAUCUUUAUAACAAGAAGGUUUUAUUGGAUUAUUCUGAUCAAUAAUCAUCUUUAAUCUGCAGUGAGGACUGUUUGUGUGGAUUUAUGAUCAAUAUUUAUGUCUCCUUAUGACUCUUCUGAUCAGAGCUAAAGGUUUUAUUUAUUUCUUUUAAUCUGUAUCCAUCCGACUCAUCCACCCUAAAACCCGUUUGAUGUUCAACCGGACAAACUGGACGAUGAGGACACGAUCAAUACCAAACGUCUGAUGAGCUGAACUGUAAUCUGAUUACUGUGACAUUGCAUUACAUUGACAGUAACUGCAGAUCAAUAAAUAUCACAGAAUCUUCAGUUUCCCAAAAACAGCGUAAGUGAAGACGUUAAAGAAGAAACAAGUGAUUCCCCAACAACGACAUGUUUGAGUUUUUAGUUUCUUUCUGACUUUUAUCAUUGGAACUGGUGUUCUUUGUUCAGUGACGUCAAUGAGUGAUCAUGUUCCAAUUAAAUGAGAAAGAAAUAAAAUUUAACUGACACACAAA